GUGUGUGUGUGUGUGUGUGUGUGUGUGUGUGUGUGUGUGUGUGUUUACCUGUAUUUUGCUGCAUGGCUUUGUCUGUUUAGUGAACAGGAAUAUUUAUUAGUGACCAUUUUUCUUGUGUGGAUUUUCCUGUCAUUGUGCAUGGUUUCAGUGUACAGGGCACAAUUCAACCAACCAUCCAUUAUACGGGAAAGCAAGCGACAAGUUUAGCGUGCGUGUGGUCACGUGACAUUGAAGUCACGACAAGGAGCGCGCACAAGUUCAAGUUGUUUGCUAGCAGCUGAGUGUGAUGUCGGGAAGUUUAGACUUGACGAGCGAACAUCAGAAUAUGAGUGAGAAGGUUGCUGAAGAGAGACAAUCAUGGUUAGAUCGUAUUUCGAGACUGAAGACUGAGAUUAGUGUCAUAGAAGGAGAACUGGAAGAGAAAUGGGCGGUGCCACUUGACACAUCCGAUCAAAGCAUUAGAGCCAUCAUACAACAGUUGGAAUCUCAAGAUGUCACUGCUACAGGAAUCGUACCAGUCGACGAUUCAAGUGAUGACGAACAGACGGUUCAGCAACUUAAAACAAGGGCGGCUUUGAUGUCUGCUAUGACUGGUAUCACGUUCACAUCGGUUUCCUGUCGAACUCUAGAGGAAGACGGAACUAGCGCUCAACGGCAGUAUGAAGUUGGAGGCAGUUGUCAUGGCAGGCAAUUCAAUUUGCAGUUUCUUGUCAGAGAAAUGGAGGUGGUGAGAGACACUGCCACUUGUAAUCUUCUUCCUCAGUUAUCAAUGGAUGACGUCUCGAAAACAUUCGUUCAAGGCCAAAUCCGAAAACUAGAAAUCUCCGUUGACGAGUCUCUUGAACAUCAUUUGGAAGAAUUCAUCAGUGUAGUUGAAAAGGACAAUGCACCUCAAAGGUUCUUUCAAGUUUUUGAAGCAUACACUGCCAGUUGUGAUACGAGAGAUAAACUUUUCCAUCACUUACAGGCUAAAUAUUCAGGCAUUAUCAGAAUUGCAAGCAAUGAUGAUGAUGACCAUCCAAUAUUGGUCAUUGAUAUUCCAUCAAGUAGCAGUUUAUCUUUCAAGCUACAUUGGAUUCCCGAAAUUCUGACGUCAACAGAUGAAGUACAUCCACGUGUGCAUUUUCAAUGUACCACACCAGACGAUUCGACAUUCUCACGGGAAGAAAGGCGAUUGCUAACCAACAUUCCAGAACAAUUUCACUUGCUAACGAAAGAAGUGGGAGCCGAGUCGGCCGUCAAGACAGUCAUUGGGAAACUGUUGUAGUGUAGGUCUACUCUACUGUUAUAUGUACAGUUAAAUGUAGAACUCAGUAAAAUAAAACGUUUAUAUGCAAUGCGAUAGAAAUCUGCAGACAGUAAGUAGACAGUUGAAUUGUCUACGAACACUGUACAAUACAGUAUGAGUAGUUGUAAAUGCCAACUGUUUUAUUAAUUAGUUAAAAACAAAUCAUGCCUAUACAACCACCUACCAAAGCUGUGAUGAUGUGAUUUCUGUCUGUUUAGUCAGUUCAACACAAUGCAUUGCUGGGUACAGUACCUUCACUAUAAAGUGUUUAUUAUUACCUACACGUGAAACACUAAAAUUUUGUAAGUACGUGUACACUGUACAGUAAUGUGUGCCUGUCACGUGACUAAAUAAAUGUCCCGUAUGUUCAAUAUAGUGGACAUAUCCAAUCAAGCUGCC
Corticium candelabrum is the source of this 1687-nucleotide messenger RNA. RefSeq lists its product as uncharacterized. The record is from RefSeq and is a predicted model, not a curated record. Bases 287 to 1267 code for a protein of 326 amino acids. Lineage: Eukaryota; Metazoa; Porifera; Homoscleromorpha; Homosclerophorida; Plakinidae. Gene Ontology annotation, biological process: CENP-A containing chromatin assembly. The transcript is spliced from 9 exons. Gene Ontology annotation, cellular component: nucleus; chromosome, centromeric region.